Aspergillus tanneri is the source of this 3438-nucleotide messenger RNA. Its product is annotated as NACHT and Ankyrin domain protein. Bases 1 to 3438 code for a protein of 1145 amino acids. Gene Ontology annotation, biological process: proteolysis. Lineage: Eukaryota; Fungi; Ascomycota; Eurotiomycetes; Eurotiales; Aspergillaceae. The record is from RefSeq and is a predicted model, not a curated record. Gene Ontology annotation, molecular function: aspartic-type endopeptidase activity; protein binding. The transcript has 8 exons.
AUGGUCGAAAUUAGCGUAAUUCGUGAACGUCUAACGCAGGCCGCUCAGUCCAUUCGAGCCGUCACCCGGUCCCUCGGUGGUGCACGAGAAUCGCAGGAGUCUACACAGAAAGCAUUAUUGGCAUUAAGUGAAGUUCUUGACCUCGUUUAUCAGCUACGCGAGCAAAUCAGCUGGAUGAAUGAGAAAUGGGUGGUGGCUCCAGCGCGGCUAUGUAGUCUCGACGAGCUCCUCUCCGCUUUCGAGUCGACAAUCAGGGUGAUCGAGAUCAAUUUCCAGCCCGGUGGGGUGAGCAGUCGUGCAUCAAGAAAAGGGCUUCUGGAGAGAACCUUUCUACCACGGUUGGAGCAGUACAAGAUGGCUUUCCUCGUUGCCAUGCAGCCGGAAUCUCGCGAGAAAUCUCUCACCGAGCAACACCUGAAAAAUAGUAUUCGACUGCGCCGCGCGUUGGAACCAGUAGCGCAUAACCACGUUAUACCAACCGAGGAUAGUUUCCAAAGUAUUGCCAGUCAGAUUGCUUCAAAGAGCGCCUUAAGCCUUGCCAACAUUUCUCAUCAGCGCCAGAAAGAAACAUGCGAGUGGAUAUUCCAUGAUGAAAAAUAUAAGUCCUGGCUCUGCGGGAACUAUAGAACUCUGUACUGUGUUGGUCUACCCGGAGUUGGAAAAACAUUCCUGGCCUCUACUGUCAUCGAAAAUCUGCAGAAUACUUUUACGCUCCCAGGAGUUGCGGUCGUCUUUCUUUUUUGCGAAGAUGAGAAGGAAGAUGACCAGGCAUCGCCACUUAACAUGCUUUCUAGUGUACUUGGCCAGCUUGUCUGUCGUAGAGGAUGUGCUUCCUAUGUAACUGCCUCAUUGUAUCAAUCCGAGGCGUUGGCCCAGCAAAAGGUGUCAGCGAAGGACUAUCAAAACGCGAUUCGGGCAGAGGUUAACCAUUUCUCAAAAGUGUUGUUCGUUAUCGAUGGACUUGACCUAUUCCCUGGUAAAGAUCGUAUCUUAAACCGAUUCCAAAAGCUUCCAGAACACUCGCAGUUCUUGAUCACCUUGCGUGAAAAACCUGACAAGGACGAAUCUAUAUCAGUUAUGGCGUCUCGAAAGGACCUGGAAACAUACAUUGACGCGAGAAUAAGCCAAGAAUCAUGCCUUAACUCGCUAUUGAAGCAGUAUGCACCAGAAUACCAGCUGAAGGAGGCUAUCAUCCAGCAGGUGAUCGAAAAGUCUCAUCGUGUAUUUUUGUUGGCGAGAAUGCACAUGGAUUUGAUAUCUCGAUGCGGCGAUGCAAGUGUGCUCCAAACAGCACUUUUGCAUCUGCCUGAAACUCUAAAUGAUGCGUAUGCAGAGUCGAUGAAGCAACUUGCCAGUCAGAAUCUGUACGCAAGUCGUUGCAUAUACUGGACACUAUAUGCUUACCGGCCGCUUACAGUCACAGAACUGAAGGCUGCUGUGUUUUUUGAGCCCCAGAAUGGUACAGCUCAGAAGGGGCCAACGUCUUUUGAGAAGAUCUUACAUGUCGAAACUGCCGGCCUUCUGACGAUCGAUCCAAUGACUACAACCGUCCACCUGGUCCACAAAACUGCUGCUGAAUACCUUACAGGGGCGACUGCCCGGGUCUUCUUCCCCACCUCUCGUAAGCACAUUGCAGAAACCUGUCUUACAGUCAUUGCCUCAGAUGAGGUCGUGGACGACUGCUACAUCAGCAACGGUACUACGCCACGGAAUUCAAGUAGCAGUCUUUUGAGCUACGCUGCCACAUACUGGGGGGGGAGCACGCUCCUCAGCUGGAGAAGACCUCCGGUGAUCGACGAAUUAGCCUCCGAGGAAACAAAGAUCCCUUCUCAACUAGGCCUAGGAAAGUACUGUCCAGACUGGAGUGCUUUGCAUGUGCUGGCUUAUUUUGGCAUCACGACCAAAGUACCGCGGUUGAUUGAAAAAGGGGCUGAUGUAAAUGCCCAAGACAAUUCCAUGGGGAUUGCACCGUUGCACUGUGCAGUGUACCGCGGAAAUGAAGAGAUGGUGGAGCUUCUCCUUGAUUUCGGGGCCGAUAUAAAUGCCAUCUGUAAAGACGGGAGCACCGUUAUGCAUCUAGCGGCAGAGCGAGGCCAACGACGGGUCAUGAAGCUGUUACUCGCGCAAAGGGCUAACUCUCGGACCGCAAACCGACAAGGUGUUACACCCCUUCAACUGGCAGUCGGAACCGCAUACGACGAGUCGACAGUUCCGAUGUUGAUUAAAAGUCGGUCGGACAUAGACGCUAAAAAUGUAUUCACAGGUAACACUACGCUUCACGUAGCGGUAGAGUUGAAGCGAGCGCGGAUUCUUCUGUUCCUACUGGAGCGAGGUGCAACCAUGAACUUGGCCGCCAAGUUGGACAACUGCGAGGCCAUAUCUCUGUUGCUUGAGCGUGGCGCAAAAGUCGAAGUGUGCUCCAUGUUUGGCUCCAGGGCCUUGCAUAUUGCCGCAUCUGCGGGCAACUGGAUUGCCUUUGACUUGUUGCUUAGCGGUGGUGCAGAUAUCAAUGCGUGGAAUAGCGACGGGGAGUCCCUGCUGCACGAACAAGCCCGCAAGGCAACAAGCACAUCGGUUGCCGCGCAUCUUCUGGAACAGGGCGCGGGUAUCGAAACCCAGACAUCUCAGGGCUAUACUCCACUCCAAUGCGCUGCCAUGAGUGGGAACAAAACGAUGUUCUUUUUCCUUUUCGAGCAUGGCGCUGAGGUGGAUGUCUUGACGGCCAAGGAAGAGACGCUACUUCACCUCACGCCACCAGUUAGUCAGGAUUGUCUCGACAUCCUUCAUAUGCUUCUGCAAAUGGGUCUCGAUGUCGAGGCCGUCAGCAUCAAUGGCUGGACGCCCCUCCACCAAACCAUUUUCGUGGGUACCGGGUCCCCGGAUAUCGAGUUUGACAAGACGUCCGAGUAUAUCGAGCUCCUUGUAUCCAACGGGGCCGACUUGAACGCCGUUGCUGCAUCCCAAACACGCGAAACACCUCUACACCUUGCCUCAAUGGCAACCAUCCCCAGACCCUCGCUGGUGUCAUUCCUUGUAGAUCGCGGGGCAUCUGUGAACAGCAUGACCAGUGAAGGCAAGACUGCUCUACACUUGGCCGCAGAGCGAGGACGGGACACCAUAUUCCAAGCAUUACUGGAUGCCGGCGCAGAUCUGACUAUCAAGAUCCCCGACGAUGCUCUCAUCAAUGGCAGUGGGGACAGAGGAAAGACGCCGCUAGAUUUAGCACGGAAACAUCCAUUAGGCGCACUGUGGUUCGACGAUACGGGGAAUCUGCAGCUCUCCGUCGAUGACAAACAAAAGGGAAUUAUGACAACGCCAAUAGAGAUUGAGACAGAUCUGGACACUGAUGAUGAAACGGAGAACUCCACAUUAGUGGAAGAGGAAGAUUCCCAGUGGGGAUCGGUGGUUUCGGGACACGUUGUCUCGAUCAUUGAUUAA